Molecule: messenger RNA, 651 nt
Organism: Fimicolochytrium jonesii
Lineage: Eukaryota; Fungi; Chytridiomycota; Chytridiomycetes; Spizellomycetales; Powellomycetaceae
Exons: 3
Coding region: 1-651 (216 amino acids)
Source: RefSeq, a predicted model, not a curated record
AUGCCCAACGCAGUAGCCGCCGAGCCACGGGUCCGGAACCAGGUGCAUGACGCUGCGAUAUGGCGCCAGACCAUCCACCUUGAACUGCAGACGCCGCGCAACUGGGAGAAGCAUUGGGGCUUUAUGCGGGAGUUGUAUGCUAAGGACCCAACAACCCGCCCCCCCCUCCUCCCCCCGCUGGCCAGCACCGUCCCCCGCGCCUUCGCCUCGGGCCUGCCCUCCAAGCUGCCCCCCGGCCUAACCACCUCGCCAACCUCCUACACCGCCGACCUCCUCUCCAUCCACGACAUCCCACGCAUCUCCCGCUCGCUGUACCCCAAACAGAAAUACACGUUUCCGGCUACCACCCAGCAGGAGGUCGGAUGGGCAUGGACGACACGGGGGGAGGAUGAGGUGGCUGCGAGGGAGGUGGAGCGGGUGUUGGGGGCUGAUAGGGCUGAGAAGGAUGUGGGGAAGAGGGCGACGAGGGAGGUGGUGAGGGAACGGGAGAGGGAGGUGGCUGAGCGGGCGUUGAGGGGGAGUGUGGGGGAUGAUGAAGGGAAGAAUGCGAGGGUGGUGAGGUUUAGGACGCUGGAGAGGUUUGGGAGGGAGGCGAGGGGGCAGGGCGAUGUGUUGAAGUGGUGGGGAGGGUGUAGAGAGUCUUUGCCGUGA